AUGGCGUUGUAUCCUCUUCACCAUGAGUUCCCCUUUAAAGACCGUGUUUUCCAGCAUAGAAAUUCAAGUCGUCAUACCAGAGGAGAAAUUUUGUUUGAUCUGAAUGGUUCCAGAAAAAGUUUUCCGUCUGGCAGGACCUUUCCAUGUCCGGCUUUGGGCGUAUUGAUGAAGGCAGAGGUUACUAGCAGUAGCACUAGUGGUCUGAAACAUAGAAAAACCGCUCUGGGAAGAGAUUCUAGGAAGAAGACUCAUAUAAGAUCGAUGCCGUGUUGUCUUUCAUCAAGAGGAAAGCUAUGCUUGGUCAGGGCGUCAUCAGAGACCAAGACUAUCAAAAAGAGACUUCAACUGUUAGAUUCCUACUUUGGGAAACUUCAAAGCGGCGAUGAGAAGCCUUCUGUUUCAAGGGCAGAUGAACUCACUGCAGAGGAGGAUUUAGAAUCAUUGAGCGUUUGUCUUGACAAACAACAAAAAGAAGAAGGUUCAGUAGCAAGCAAAUUGAGAAAAGCUGAUAUCAAAAGUAAUAACAAUAGCUCUUUUCAGCAGCUUGAUGAUGAUGAUCAAGGAGAAGCUACACUGAACUUCUAUACUGUGUAA
Molecule: messenger RNA, 594 nt
Organism: Eruca vesicaria subsp. sativa (arugula)
Lineage: Eukaryota; Viridiplantae; Streptophyta; Magnoliopsida; Brassicales; Brassicaceae
Source: the annotation of a GenBank genome assembly